AUGUUAGUCAUUGGAGUCAAUUCAGGAACUUCAGUCGACUCUAUUGAUGUUGCAAUUUGUCAAGUGAGCGAUGAUGAUGAACAUGAAAACACCACUCAAAUAUCGGAACACAUCAUGCCCAUUCCUCGUAUGAAAUUAAUGGCCUUUGGAUCCGUUCCUUGGGAACCACAUCUACGACAACGCAUCUUUGAUUUAAUGACCUCUCAACAUUUGAGUUCUAAAGACUUUUGUGAAAUGAAUGUCUUGAUUGGAGAUGCUUUUAAAAGUGCCAUUGAAAACGUAUUACUCGAAAAUACGAUUGAUCCCAAAACCAUACAAGUCGUUGGAUCUCAUGGCCAAACUAUUUAUCAUCAAGUGGAGAGUAAUCAGCAACUUGCUGCUUCACAAGUCAAAUCUACCACACAUGCUGCCACCACACACUCAGAAAUGACCUUUCAGCGUGAGGUUUCCUCUCCUCUCAUCAAAUCCACACUUCAAUUGGGAGAUCCAUCACGUAUAGCUCGAUUGGGAAUACCAGUGAUUAGUAAUUUUAGAACGAAUGACGUUGCAUUGGGAGGUGAAGGUGCUCCUCUCACUUCAAUUUUUGAUUUUCUCUUGUUGAGACAUUCCACAAAAUGGAGAGCCAUUCAGAAUAUUGGUGGUAUUGGAAAUGUGACCUUUGUACCUCCCCUUACUAUCAAUGACAAAGAUGCAUCUUCUCUUGUGGUUUCAUUUGACACUGGACCAGGAAAUGCUCUCAUUGAUGAUUGUGUGCGAUUGGUGACCAACGGGCAACUUCAAAUGGAUGUCGAUGGUAAAAUGGCAAGUGCAGGAGUUCGAAAUGAAUCAUUGUUUGAGAGUCUUUGUGAGUUCUAUAGACCCUACUUUGAAAUGCCAUAUCCAAAAACAACAGGCAGAGAAUUAUUCGGAAAAGAACAAGUCCAACAAUGGAUUGAAAAGACAACCGCUCAUUGGAAACAGAUGCAUCAUGAUCAGCAAAGUAAUGACAUCAACCAACAUCAUUAUGGCAACAUGAUUCAUGAAUCAAGUGUUUCAGAAGAGGAAUUCUUCUCCAAUUCACUCGUUACAACCUUCACUGAUCUCACUGCCUACAGUAUCACUCGUGCCUAUUCUCUCGUUGUGUCCAAGUUGAAUCUUACUCACAUGAUUUAUGACCUUGAAGUGGUCGUAUCAGGAGGAGGACAACACAAUCCCUACCUCAUGAAACGACUUUAUGAAAUGCUCUCUCAAGAAUUUGGACGUACCAUUCACAUUCUUUCACAUGAACAACUUGAACGACAAGCAUUGAAUAGCAAUGCAAAGGAAGCCAUGUUAUUUGCACUGUUGGCUUAUUUACAUGAACGAGGAAGAGUUGCGAAUAUACCCUCUGUGACUGGAGCUUUAAGGGCAUGUCUUUUGGGCUCAAAAACACCAGCCUUAUAG
Naegleria fowleri is the source of this 1422-nucleotide messenger RNA. RefSeq lists its product as uncharacterized. Gene Ontology annotation, molecular function: phosphotransferase activity, alcohol group as acceptor; ATP binding. The coding region runs from base 1 to 1422 and encodes 473 amino acids. Gene Ontology annotation, biological process: peptidoglycan turnover; amino sugar metabolic process. The transcript has 3 exons. NCBI's taxonomy places the organism in Eukaryota, Heterolobosea, Eutetramitea, Acrasida, Naegleriidae. The record is from RefSeq and is a predicted model, not a curated record.